AUGGAAGUCGUCACAAAGGCAUGGGAAUCAGUAGAUUGGGAAAGACUCCAGGCUAGAGUCGAAGCUGAAGUAUCGGCUCUAGGCGUACGACAAGAUGAUAGUGAUGUGAGAAAAGGACGACUUGUCGAAGAGAGUAAUGCGUACAAGGACAGAACCAAUAAGGAGAACCGAAAGUUGGCAAUUCCUUUGAUAAAAGCGUUUCAAAGUGAAUUCGAAGGACUACUAGCAAGAAGUUCAGCUGCUGAAUCUGCUCUUAUCGAUAUCUGUGGAUCAAUUAUCAAUCUUCCAGAUCCUAAAACAUUACUCAAAAGUGCAGAAGCUUGGAAGACUGACGCUGAGAAAACACAAAAGGCAGUGGAGGAACGAGAAGAACUUAAUCGCCAGUUGUUAAAAGUGAAUAACGAAUUGGAAGAUUUACGUGGAAAGGAUGUCAAAGUGCGAAAGUUGAAAGACAAACUCGCUAAAUUAGAAUCUGAGCAAGACACUUUCAUUGAAAACGCAGUGAGUGAAGUUGAAAAAAAGGCGGAGCUUGAAUUGAACACACGCCUGGCUGAACUUAUCGCCGAAAGAGAUAAGAUGAAAGAGCAGAACGAAGUCUUGGAGAAGAAUUUGGAUACUCUUGAAUCUAAAAAUAAAGACAUUCAAAGAAAACUCGAGAUUGCCAAGAUGACUGUAGAGCAGAAGGAUGGAUUGGAGAACGAGCAGUUGUCGAUUGCUUUAAAAGAUCUAUCUGAUGCAAAUCACAGGAUCUUGAUUCUCGAAGAGCGUAUAUCUCAAUUAGAAAGAGAAGCUGAAAAAGUGAAUGAGAGUAAAAAGGCGGGAAAAAUUGAGGAUAUUGCUGCUCUCGGAAGUGUCCUCAUUCAAAAGGAUGAAGUCAUUCAACAGCUGACUGAUGACAUGAAACGAGCCGAAUCGAAACACGCUGAAGACGCCGCUAAAUGGAAGGCGGCAAUUUCGAACGGAGAAAAGAAGAAUCAAUUGUUGGUUGGCGAAUUGAAUGAGCUCAAGAACACAUUAGAGGAGCGAAACGACUACGAAGCUAUCAGAAAUGAGCUGAGACUUCUUCGAGAAAUUGAAUUCGGUGCAGCAGCUGAAGCAAAUGCUGAAUCUAUUGAGAGUCUUGGCCAAACUGUAGAGUCAUUGGAUCGUUUACUUGCUGAAAAGAAUCGGCGCUUGCAAAAUGAGAAUGCACAUUUACGAGUGACAAAUGAAGGAUUCAAGGGAGAUGAAAUAAUGAAGACGAUUGUUAAUGGAGGUGUUUCCCGUGUUGUGGAAACUGUUGGAAAGCAAAUAGGUGCAGAAGAAGCAGCAAAGUUCCACAAAAAGAACACUGAUGCGGAGUUGAUCGCGACGAUUCAAGAAGCGAAACACUUAAAAAUGGAGAACGAAUUAAAAUACGAGGAUCCGAAUAUUGAUGUUCUCACUUAUCUGAAAAAUCAAAAAGCCAAGGAAACUCGAAAAACGACAGUAACUCCAGUUGUCACUCCUUCAUCAGUUAAACAAGUCACUAAACUAGGAACGCAUACCAUCACAACGACUGCACUUCCCCCGCAAACUCUUCUCCAACGACUCUCAAAUGGUAAUACAUUACCGAAAAAUGACUUACGAAUGGAUGAAGAUUUGAAAUUGUCAACUGUUCUGAACUUAAAACGAUUCGCUCCGAGUUCUUCAAAGUUACCUGAAACCAAGACAACAGAGGAACAAGAAAAAGAAAACGAAAUCAUAGAGAAGAUGCAGAAACGUAUACAGUCCAAUGUGCAAUCUAUCAAUGGGCAUCCAUUGAACACUACUGAAAUUGCCUCGCAUUGCAAGAGGCUCAUGAUAGCUUACAAUAUUGGUCAAAGGCUUUUUGCAAAACACGUCAUGAAUCAAGUUGUGAAGUCUCAAGGAUCUCUUUCUGAAUUACUUUCCAAACCGAGACACUGGAAUAAGCUAACCGAUAAAGGUCGAGAAGCGUUUCGUAGGAUUUACGGAUGGAUUAGUGAUGAUGAGGCUAUAAAUUUGCUCUGCUCGCUCAGUCCGAGACGUGUCUGGCCAGCGGAUCAAAACAUUGAGCAUCCAAAGGCUGAGACUCUUCUUGAUAAAACAUGCUCCCAUGAAUACAAAGAAGAUCCCGUUGUAAAUCUUGAAGUUAUUUCAAAAGUAGAACCUGUUGCUGAGACUCCAAUUUCGUUGAAGCCAUCACCUGAAAGUUCUGGAGGACAACUGAAGUCUCGAUGGAAGCAUGAUGAUAUUUCAAAAGAGAAAAUUCUGAGCAUUUUACAAACGGAAUUGAAAAAAAUUGAAGAGGAAACAACUGCAGACAAAAACGUUGUUCCCCCGAAACCAGUUAUAGUUCAAAAUCGUCGAUGCUCAGUUUCAAUUCCUUAUGAAGUAACGACUCUUCCUUCAAAAACUAGGCCUACUGCUGUUGAGCUUGUAUUAAAACAAAGAAUGGCAAGCGGACUAAAACCUCUCACUCAAGCACAGUAUGACAAGUACACCAUAUUGGAUACUGAGUUGCUUGUGAAACAAAUCAAAGAGUUUCUAACUGUCAACUCAAUGUCUCAAAGACAAUUCGGAGAAUUUAUUCUCGGACUUAGUCAAGGAAGUGUAUCGGAUCUCUUGGCACGACCAAAGACUUGGAUUCAGUUGACACAGAAAGGACGUGAGCCAUUCAUCAGAAUGCAGUUGUUUAUGGAUGAAGUAGCAGGAGUCGAAGAAAAAGACGGAAAACAGCCAACUAUUACUGUAUGUGACGAUGAUAGUGAUCUGGCGAAAACAUUGGCGUCACUUCUCAGUAACGUUAGCAACCCUAUCGAGAAUAAUGAAGUCGCGGAACCUGUAAAGCCUGAGCCGGUAUCGGAAAUUGCAUUGAUUAUGGAACGACAAAGUGCAAGUUCUCGCGAUGAAGUCGUCAAAUACAUCGACUCACUAUCAGGAGAAGAAAUUCUGGACUCGAUUGAAAUUGUUUAUCGUGUCAAAGGAGUUUUAGAAGAUCACGGAAUAUCGCCAAGAGUUUUCGGUGACGAAUAUCUUCACUGCUCUCCAUCCAUGUGUGCCGAUUUGAUGAUUCGAACAAAGCCAUUUGAACUCGCUAAAUCGACUGAGAAGGUGAUGUAUCAUCGGAUGAGAAACUUUUUGAAUGAUCCUUCCGCGAUUCCUGAUUUAGUCAAAAAAGAAGAAGCAAAAGAUAGUGUUAAAGAGAAACUUGAAUGUUUGCUCCGUGAAACACCUCGUCCUGUGAAAAGAAAAGCAUCAUCUGAUUUGGAAGAUUCGGAGAAAAAACCAAUUCAACGUACGGUUAUCACUGACUAUCAAAAAGAUGUUCUUCGAUUUGUUUUUGUUAAUGAGCUGCAUCCAUCAAAUGAGAUGUGUGAGCAGAUUUCUACGAAAUUGGACAUGUCACUUCGAACAGUGCAAAACUGGUUCCACAAUCACCGAACUCGAAGUAAAGCAAGAGAAAAAGAAGGAAAAAUUUACUCUGACGCGCUUCCCAAUGGGAUCGCAGUGAGAAGUGAUACAUGGAAAGAUGAUCUUCAAAAAAUGCUUGAUGAUGCCCCGGCUGUCACGCAGCAAUGGGCACCUGACUACUAUCCACGCUCCGGUUCUGUCAAAAGUUCCACUUCUGUGGAUUCUCCGAACAAUAACAAUUAUGAUCCACCAGUUUUCACAUUCGAUAAACCAGUCUCCACUCCUAUUCCCAUAACUGCUACACUCAAAAAACCAUCAUCUGGAGUUCGAACAAACGAGCAAGAAGCCGAACUUCUCACACUCAAAGAAAAAUCAGAAAGCGAUGAUCGUCUGAUUGCUCAGCUCGAGAAUGACUUGGCAAGUGCCGUUCAAGAUUUCGGAAUAACCGAAAGAAUGGGAACAAAUGAAAUGUUGAAAGAUGCACCUCCAAAAAUCUCAGAUGCUUCUCUCAUUCCUAUUCUGACAUCGCAACGAAAUCGUCUUCAUGAAAAAGUUACAAGUUUAGAAGAAGCAGUUUCGGUGGAAAAGACUAAACAGCUUUCAAUACAAAACGAAGUCGAAAGAGUUAGAGAAGAGAAUAUCAGAUUGUGUGAGAGAAUUAGAUUCCUGCAAGCCCCAAAUCGCCAAGGACCCAAUUCCAUCGAGUCUGGUCUUGGAAAUGAAUCUGCCGGUCGGAACCGAAGACUUACUCUUCAUGAUAAAACUACUCUUAACAUGGGGCGUGCAAUUCUUUCAACUCCAAGAAGUCGUACUAUAUUCUUCUCGUAUCUCCUCAUUCUCCAUGCUCUCAUUAUGCUGGUAGAAUAG
Messenger RNA from Caenorhabditis remanei, 4260 nucleotides. RefSeq lists its product as uncharacterized. Bases 1 to 4260 code for a protein of 1419 amino acids. The record is from RefSeq and is a predicted model, not a curated record. NCBI's taxonomy places the organism in Eukaryota, Metazoa, Nematoda, Chromadorea, Rhabditida, Rhabditidae. Gene Ontology annotation, biological process: regulation of DNA-templated transcription; intra-Golgi vesicle-mediated transport. The transcript is spliced from 17 exons. Gene Ontology annotation, molecular function: DNA-binding transcription factor activity, RNA polymerase II-specific; DNA binding. Gene Ontology annotation, cellular component: Golgi membrane.